AUGGCGUACCUUAGAAGAUUCAUCUCAAAUCUAGCAAGGAAGUGCCAACCUUUUAGCCGUCUCAUGAAGAAGGGUGUACCUUUUGAAUGGGACCAAGCUUCCCCUAUACCAGGAAAGCCAUUGAUUCUAUAUGUUGCAGCUCAAGAAAGGUCAGUUGGAGCUCUUUUGGCCCAAGAAAAUAGUGGAAGUAUAGAAAAUUCCCUCUACUACUUGAGUAGGAUGAUGACCCCAAAUGAGCUGAAGUAUUCUCCGAUCGAAAAGUUGUGUCUGGCAUUGGUUUUCCCAAUUCAAAAGCUGAAGCACUAUUUUCAAGCUCAUGUCAUCCAUCAUCCAAUACCUGAUGAUUGGGAGUUGAUUGAUGAACUACCUGAUGAGGAUGCAAUGGUCAUCGAAGUGCAACCGCCAUGGAAAAUGUAUUUUGAUGGUGCAGCAAAUCGUGAAGGAGCUGGUGCAAGUGUUGUGUUUGUCACUUCUCAAGGAGAAGUCUUGCCAUAUUCCUUCAGCUUAACACAACAUUGCAACAACAGUGUUGCAGAAUAUCAAGCACUCAUACUUGGGCUUGAGAUGGCCGUUGAUAUGAGACAACUCCAAUUACAUAUUUUUGGAGACUCUAAGUUAGUGAUCAAUCAAUUCCUAGGUAGCUACGAGGUCAAAAAGCAAGAAUUGUGUCCUUAUCAUGAUCAAAAAUUGAUUGGAUGGCUUGGCAAUGUAACUCUUCAGCAUUUGCCAAGGAAGGAAAAAAAGAAAGCUGAUGCCUUAGCCGCUCUAGCUUUGACAUUGACUCUGCCCGGCCAGACACAAAUCACUAUCUGCCAAAAAUGGAUAGUACCACUGAAUGAGAAUGAGGAUGAAGAAAGCAAGCUCGAGCAUUUGGUAGCCGUCACUGAAGCUGAGAAGGUUGAUUGGCGACAAACCAUGAUCGACUACUUAUGUUAUGGGAUACUUCCAGAAAAUCCAAGGAGAAAGACCGAAAUUCGGGAAGAUGAAGCAACUCAAGUUAUGCAAGAGGCAUACUCUAGAGUUUGUGGAUCACAUCAAUCUGGGCUGAAGCUCCACUUCCACAUUAAGAGGAUGGAUGUUGUUGGACCACUUCCAAAAUCUUCUGAAGGAUAUCUAUACAUCUUGGUUGCAACUGAUUACUUCUCAAAAUGGGCCGAGGUCGUAGCUCUCAAGGAAGUGAAGAAAGAGAAUGUUGCAAACUUCAUUCGAGUGAACAUCAUAUACCGUUUUGGCAUUCCUAAUUAUAUAAUAACAGAUAAUGGCAAACUAUUUGAGAACAAAUUGAUGACCAAGAUCUGUAAACUUUUUGGCUUCAAGCAACGUAAUUCGUCAAUGUAUUAUGAUAUUGCAAAUGGACUAGCCGAAGCAUUUAACAAGACACUUUGCAACUUGUUAAAGAAGGUCGUAUCCAAGUCUAAAAGAGAUUGGCAUGACAGAAUGGAAGAAGCUUUGUGGGCAUAUCGUACGACUCAUCGCACGCCGACACAAACAACUCUUUAUUCUCUUGUUUAUGGAGUCGGAGCAGUUCUUCCUCUUGAGCGUCAAAUACCAUCCUUGCGACUCGCUGUCCAAGAAGGUCUUACUGAAGAAAAAAACACUCGUCUGCGCCUUGAAGAACUAGAGUCCUUUGAUUAA
This is a messenger RNA of Nicotiana attenuata, 1635 nucleotides long. RefSeq lists its product as uncharacterized. Gene Ontology annotation, biological process: DNA integration. The transcript has 5 exons. The record is from RefSeq and is a predicted model, not a curated record. NCBI's taxonomy places the organism in Eukaryota, Viridiplantae, Streptophyta, Magnoliopsida, Solanales, Solanaceae. Gene Ontology annotation, molecular function: nucleic acid binding; RNA-DNA hybrid ribonuclease activity. Bases 1 to 1635 code for a protein of 544 amino acids.